Molecule: messenger RNA, 2658 nt
Organism: Spirodela intermedia
Lineage: Eukaryota; Viridiplantae; Streptophyta; Magnoliopsida; Alismatales; Araceae
Source: the annotation of a GenBank genome assembly
AUGCAGAUCGCAGCAUCACGCGAUCGUCCGCAGAUGGCGGCUGCCGCGACCGGAUGGAGGAGGUUCCCAUGGGGGUUGAUAGUGGUUGCCGGUGUCACAUUCCCCUGCGCCGUCCUCUACUACGCCGCUGGCAUCUCCGACUUCCUGCCGCAGUCCAGUAGGAACUCCCCAACUCUAUUGAAGAACGCCUUCUCCUCCCAAGCUCCGAGGACCGAUGAUUCACCUAAUUCGGUGCGCUCCCUCUCUCUCUCUCUCUCUCUCUCUCUCUCUCUCUCUCUCUCUCCCCCGUUCUAGUACUCCUAUCCGGAACUCUUCCCGUGUUCAUCCUUGGCCCUCCGCUUCCGUUCAUUUCCUGUGGUUUUCCAGUAGCUUCGUCUUCGGAUGGAUGCGGACGUUUUUGGCUCCUAAUCGGUGAGUUGUAUUCUCAGAAACGUAUAGCUUCAUCCUGACCGCGACAUCACUUUUUUGACCGACGGAAACGUACUAUGCAGCCGACGGCUCCUGUCUCACUGGAAAGGCCGGAAUGAGUAAGCUGUUGCCUGCUUGGUAGUUUCUCCCUGGCGACUCUGCCAUCUGCGUUUUCAUGGCGACCUCCUUUCCUUUGUUCCCGUCUGCUGGUACCCCCCGAUACGGCGCCUACGGUUGAUUUCUGCGUCCUUUCUCGUGAUCAUCGCCUUUUUAUUCCACGCCCAAUUAAUUCUAGCGGGAAGCGCGGUGUGCGUUUUGGCACCUCGAUUUCCUCCGUCGAGUCUUUCGUAACGAAUGCCAUGCCGCCGGAGCAGGGUAGCGACAAAAUCAAGCUGAAAACUGUGCUGAAAGAAGCAGCCACGGUGGAUAACACUGUGAUACUGACGACGUUGAAUGAGGCAUGGGCGGCUCCCGGUUCUGUUCUCGAUCUCUUCCUGGAGAGCUUUAAGACAGGAGAGAGCACGAAUAGGCUUUUGAAGCACCUGGUGAUCGUCGCUCUUGAUGAGAAGGCGUACGAGAGAUGCAAGUCUACGCAUCCCCAUUGCUACGCUUUGAAAACUCAAGGAGUGGAUUUCUCGCAAGAGAAGUUAUUUUUGACGGAGGAUUACCUGAAGAUGAUUUGGAGAAGGAUAUAUUUUCUGAGAGUCGUCCUGGAGAUGGGAUAUCACUUCAUUUUCACGGUAACUUUGAACUUUUAUAUUUCGCCUGAAUUUUUGUUAAGAAUAUUGAUGUCCUGUUAUUUUUUUAACUUUUCUUUUUCUCAAAACUUAUUCGGAAGGUCACAGUAUCCUGGGCCUACCGUUCAGAUAGAGCAUGAGUAACGGAUUUCCAGUCAGAUUGAGGUUUAUUUGUCUAAAGUUAGCCUCUAACACGUAGCACAAAGUAUAGAUUUCCGCUCUUUUUUCUUCUCUACUGGGUAACGUCCUUGAGCCUCUCUUGUACGAAGAUAACCUUCAGCGAUUGGAGCUCUUCUUUCAGAAACAGACUUAUUCUAUUCAUGUCAGCUUUAAUGACACCUUGCCGUGGGAUUUUGAACUGGCUUGAGGUGCUAUAUUUAUAGAGAUGAUUAAUGGUAGAAUUUCAUUCUUACUGCACCGUAUUCUCCACCUUAACUUAAAGUGAACCAAGUAUGAUUUCCAGAAGGUUCAAAGCAGUAGUGCUGCUGGAUAGAGUCAAAUCAGUCCAGGUUUCGGUCAUUUCGAUCUGGGUCAGCUGGAAUGUGGCAAACGUAAUCCAAGCUUGCCCCUCGACAUCAUUUUGAGUAACAUUAGCCUUCCCUGUCAUGAAUAUCCUCCCAGUCGUCGGCAAACGGCUCCAAGGUACCAAAUUUAAUGCUGAGGUUCACAUCAACUUUUAAAGAUUUGCGGCGUACUUCCUGAACUUUUAAACUUGUCGAAUCCCAUUUGACAGGGACAAAAAUUAUUUCCUUUUCUGGACCAAUUAUUCUAGCCCUACAUUUCUCCAUAAAUCUGCAUUUUAUUGUUUCCAUUGAAUCGAGCUUUGAUCUUACUGAUAUACGCACGCACGAAUACAUAUCCAUGCAUGCAUAUGUACUUAUGUAUUUCUGGUAUUAAGGUUCAACCUAUUGCUGCAUCGAUUUUAAGGUGCAGACUAACGGAAAAACACACGAAUUUCAUGGUCUUCAAAUCUGGUCUCCAUCUUCCAUCUUCCGCAGUUCAUAUAAAGGUCGAUCUUUUGUUGCAGGACGCUGAUAUAAUGUGGUUCCGGGACCCCAUGCCGUUCUUCUACAAGGACUGCGACUUCCAGAUCGCAUGCGACCGAUUCAACGGCAACCCCGAUGACAGAACGAACAGCAUCAACGGAGGGUUCAAGUAUAUAAGAUCCAACGAAAGAACAAUAAAGUUUUACAAGUACUGGUACGACAAAAGAGAGGAGCACCCGGGCAGUCACGACCAGGACGUGCUCAACCACAUCAAGGGCGAUCAGUUCCUCCGCGACAUUGGUCUGUGCAUGAAAUUUUUACCCACCGUCCACUUUGGGGGGAUAUGCGAACCCAGCAGCGAUUUCAAUAAUGUAUCCACCAUGCACGCGAAUUGCUGCAUAGGAUUAAAAGAUAAGUUGAACGACCUGAGGAUCAUACUGGAGGACUGGAGGCUGUACAACGCUCUGUGGCCCGGCGUGAAGCGCCCUCAGGAGCACAAGUGGAGAGUCCCCCAGGUCUGCAGGUAA